CUUUUCCCACUCGCUUUGCCCAGAGACCAACGAAGCCGAGAGGUGGGGCGGGGGGGCGAGGGGAGAGAGAGAGAGAGAGCCGAACACCAAGCCGAUCUCCUGUUUAAUAGCAUCUGGAGAGGGCGUGGUGCCCCUUUGCGAAGCCGAGGAACCCGAAGGAGAAGAGCGGCCGUAAGCGGGCACAGGAGAAACCGAAUCUCUUGCCCUAUUCUCCGCAGAAGAUGAGUUCUUUGGCCCCUCUUCCGUUCCUUGGGUGCAUUUCUUGAUUUGUGGGGUUUCUUCAACCGAAAAUUUGGAUUUUUCUGUUCUCCGCCGUGGAUUUGGUGCUUGCUAGGCUUUGAGGCACAUAGGGAAGAAGAUUGGGGCGUAAGGCCAUCAAAAAAUGGGAUCUUGGGCGUGGAAGUGGCUGGAGUGGUGAUUUUUUCUAUUUUGUUUGGUGGCUUCUUUGGUGGAAGUUUCUUGGGAAUUUUGCGGGGAUGCUUGUCGCAGGUUUGUAGUUCUCUUUCCGGGAGACAAAAUUCCACUUUUGAGUCGUUUUAUGCUCUCUGAGUAUGGAUUUGCUAGGAUUUAGGAUUUCGGAGCCCAGAGUUUUCCCUAGCAGGGCAAAGGAAGUCUGGGGUGGAAUUUGUUUCCUGCCUGUGUCAGUGGGAAGGAAAUCUGACCUUUUCUCUGUUCUAAUUGGGGCUUUUCAUUAACUUGUCAAGUUUGGAGUUUGAGGCGUUUUGUUAUCCUAUCGAAGCCUCUUUCUCCUCUGCUACUUGUUUCUGCAACGAGUAGUAUGGAAUAAAACGGAGGUUUCAUUCCAGAUAUUUGAAAGUCUAGUCAACAAUAUUGCAUUACUAUUGGUUUUCCUUUACGUGCUGAGAUACUCUGUCCGGCAAAAGCAGCUUCCAGGAAGAUGUCAGAGCAAAAAUUGACAGAUGAGCAGAGAUUUAAGGAAGACAAGAUGAUGAGAAUGUUGUUUGGUCAAGGAAUGGAUAGGAUGGACAGAGAUGGGUUUGAUGGCUCAAAACAAGAACAUCACAUAUUUAUGGAGGUUUUUAGUGUAACUAGUGUUGACACAGCAAGUAAUCAUAACAUUGCUUUGAACACCAUGGAUCUCCAAAAAGAUGAAGGCAGCCAAUCAAAAUUGGUUGAAUCUUCGAAUUGUGAGAGCUCAGUUCUGACUAGUUCUUUUUCCACCAAAGAUUCAUCUGGCGAAGCUUCCCAGCCUGCUUGUGUUUAUGCGAGACAGGUUAGCGGUUCCAGAUGCUUUGCGGAUAUCUCUUCCUGUUGUGGUGUUGCAGAUCCUUAUGAUGCUGACAUCAAGUGCAUGAAAGUAUCAUCUAUCGAGCAACAAAAUCAUAAGAGCGUUAUGCAAAGCUACAGUCUGUCAGUCACCGGUGAUGAUCUGCUUGACCUGGAUCGGUUACAAAAUUCUUCAAGCAUGCUAAUGCAGCGUCAACAACAAUCACCAUGUCUUGUAAUAGAAACUUGUUCUCAUGAUAUCUUAUCUAGUUGCUAUCUCUCCAAAACAAAUAAAGAAAUUGAUGGUAGUGAUGAUAUGGAUGAUGGUAAUGCUUUGGAUAUUGAAUGCAAAAGCCAGGAUAUAAGAGACGAUAAGAUAAUUAUUGAAGCUAAAUCUGUUACUUCACCUGUUUCUCAAGAGAGCUUUGCUUCUGGGCUUCUGGUAGUAAAUGCAGCAGCUGCUCCUGCAGAGACACCAGGGGUGCCCAUACACAUGAAACAUAUUGUAGAAGAGUCCAGCAUUCUGAACUCCGGCUCAACUGAUGUUGCAUCCAAGAGGGCAUUGAUUAGAGAACUUCCUGAACGUCUUCGUUUGCAUACAAAUCGCCUUCUUACUGAUGCAGGCUGGAAAAUUGAGCCUCGUGUGAGAAGUGACAGAACCAAAUUGGCUUCCUACUAUAUAGCACCUAAAGAAAAACUUGUUGUUACAUCACUAUCUCAAGCUUGGAAGGCUUGUGGUCGGAGACUCUAUUCCAGUGCAAUGGACUCUGAACUGGAAGAUAAUGGGAGGGAGUGGACAAAUAUCGAUAGAUUUUGGAGUGAUUUGACAGACACGCUGUUCUACGUUGAGGAGAAUACUCAGUCCACUAAAAUUUCCAUUUCUCUUUUGAAAAGAUGGCAGCUUCUUGAUCCAUUUGUUGCUGUGGUCUGCAUCAAUAGGAAGGUUGGUGUUCUGCGAGAAGGAAAGUCUCUCAAGGCUGUGAGUAGUGCUACUUUCAUUCUGAGUGAGGAUGGUAAUACCAUCUUGGCAGGUGAGAGCAAAGAUAGAGUCAUUAAACUGGCAACGCUGGAUUCAAAUUCAGGAAGUUAUUUGAAUUAUAAUGUUCUGCCAGCUAGUCAGCUUGAUCAUGAGUUUGGAGUAACUGAAGUUUCCAGAAACCAGCAGAGAAUACAUAAUUGCCAUGAUUUGCAAAACAGCAGCCGACCUAAGCAACAAAAACGAAAAUUUUCAUGCUCUGCUGGAACACAAGGAAAGAACGUUAAAAGUCUGGCUGCAUGCUCAGGAAAUGGCUUGCAUGGUACCAAAUGCUCACAUCACGUAAGUUGUGAGGAUUCAUCCAGUCCAAACUAUGCAGUAAAUGGUGCUGACACUUCUUUUGCAGUGAAAGAUUCAUUCUCCAAUCCUAUCGAUGGUCUUUUAGCUCAAGAUUCCCUUGCACCUGUUUUAGAAACAUUACCAACCGAUGCCCUUGCUCCUUUUUUAAAAACAUCACCAACUGAUGACUCAAAUGCUUGCAAAUCUGCUUCCACUGAUAAAUCCUUAUUUCUUCAAGAAAGUAAUGUUCCAUCCAGUUCUAAUGCUGAACACCUUGUUGGUAAUGGACCAUGCAAUUGCAAACCAAACCGAAAAGGUUUUAAAGAGGCAAGACAACAAAGAACAGUGAUUUCUGCGAAACGGAGAGUAUAUGGUAAGCAUUUAACAAAGUCUGUUCACUGUGAUAGGCUAGAUCUGCUUAGUCAUGAGAAUACGGCCAACAUAAUAGUGGUAGUUGAUGAAAGAUUGGCAACACAACCUUCAGAUUUGAUUCCAGGCUGUGAAGAUGGGCUUCUUGCCUCUAACAUUCACAGUGAUAUUAUAACUGAAAAGGUGGCCAUCAAGGCUUCUGAAUCUAAGGAUCAGAAUUUUUCAGUGAACCAAGUAAGUGAUUCGGGUAAAAAGGUACAUAAGAAGUCCAAGAAGAUAUCUGAAAUUAGAGCAUCAAAAGUAGAUGGCACAAACGAUGAGAAGUCCAUGGAGGCUUUAAAUUUCCGUUUUGAUGACAGAAGUAAUGAUUAUACUGAAACCCAGUGCAAUCAGGAAGAUUCCCAGACACUUGCAUUUGAGUCAACUUUAGGGUGCAUGAAAGAGAACACGUGUGCAACAGUAGAAGAUUGUUCAAAUGUUAAGAAAAAGAUGGUCAAAUCAGAAUCCAAAGCUCCCAGGCAGCACCUGAAGGGCAGGAAAGGAAAAUUUGCCAUGUCUUUGGUGAAUAAAGAAGCAAGUAAAUCGAUACCUGCUGUUAUAGAUGAAGAACACAUGCCAUUCCUCAAAAGGAACAGUUGCAAUGCAAAGGGUUUGAGUUCCCAAGUGCUUCCCCCACCAAAUUUGCCUUCCUUGUUAAAUAAGGCCCACAAGUGUACUGUUUUUGAUGAUUCAGUUGUUGCACCAGAUGAUGGCAAUACUUCUACGGGUGGCAAGACCAUAAAUGCCGAAGUUUUAUGUUCUGAUAAUCCAACUGAAGAAAACAAAAAGCUUUCCAAGCCAAAGGUACCUGAAGCUUGUAAGAAAAGAAAGUGGAAGAGACCACGUGGAUUCCGUAUUAAUGAUGAUGACCUUCUAAUUGCUGCUAUUAUUAAAAACAAAGAUUACAUCUCCUGUAAUGACAAAAAAGGCCCCAAGCUAGGUGUUUCAAGACCAAAAAUAUUAAAGAAACAUGAAAGUCAAAAAGGAGGUUGUAAGUUGCUAUUGCGAACACCUGGAAAAGGUGGACUGUCCAAAGAUGGGAAGGGAAUUAAUUUGGGAGCAAGAUCAGUGUUGUGCUGGUUGAUUGAUAGGGGUGUUUUAUCCCUUAAAGAUGUUCUACAGUAUAGGAAUCCAAAAAACAAUGCUUUGGUCAAGGAUGGGUGGAUUACCAGAGACGGGAUUUUGUGUAAAUGCUGCAUGGAAAUAUUCUCUGUAUCUGCAUUCAAGGCUCAUUCUGGUUCAAAGUUCCAAAAACCAUCUUCGAAUCUUUUCCUGCAGUCGGGUAGAUCAUACACCUUAUGUCAACUUCAGGCUUGGUCUGCUGAUUACAAGGCAAGAAAAGGCCGCAAGAGAGAUAUGAGAGUUGAGGAGGUGGAUCAAAAUGAUGAUACUUGUGGACUUUGUAUAGAUGGUGGUGAGCUAAUAUGUUGUGACAAUUGUCCCUCUACUUAUCAUCAAACCUGCUUGACCAUUCAGGUUCUUCCAGAAGGCAGCUGGUAUUGCCACAAUUGCAUUUGUAAGAGCUGUGGAGAUGUUGUUGAUGCAACCACAUCAAGUUCUUUUGCUGUGCUUGAAUGCUCACAAUGUGAACAUAAAUAUCAUGGUACAUGCGUAAAGAAAAGAAAUCUGGGCUCUGGGGAAGUAGAAUCCGGUACAUGGUUUUGUGGGAAAAAGUGCAAAGAGGUCUACUUAGGUCUGCGUUCUCAUGUUGGAAUAUUGAACUGUCUUGCUGAUGGAUUUUCCUGGACUAUUUUGAGAUGCAAUCAUGAUGAUCAAAAAAUUAACUCAACACAAAAAAUUGCACUAAUGGCAGAAUGCAACACAAAGUUAGCUAUUGCCUUGAGUAUUAUGGAGGAAUGCUUUCUUCCUAUGGUGGAUCCAAGAACACACAUAGACAUGAUUCCACAUGUUCUAUACAAUCGGGGGUCUAAUUUCACCCGCUUAAACUACCAAGGAUUUUACACCGUGGUCUUGGAGAAGAGUGAUGAAGUGAUAUCUGUAGCAUCGAUCAGAAUACAUGGAGUUACAGUAGCUGAGAUGCCUCUGAUCGCAACUUGCAGCGAGUAUCGUCGACAAGGAAUGUGCAGACGGCUCAUUGAUGCAAUUGAAAAGAUGCUGAAAUCUUUUGGAGUUAAGAUGCUGGUUAUAUCAGCUAUACCGAUCCUUGUUGAGACAUGGACAUCACAUUUUGGCUUUAAGCCUAUCGAGGAUGUCGAAAGGAGGCAAUUAAAUCAUGUCAACUUGAUGUUGUUUCCUGGAACAGCAUUGUUGAUCAAGCAAUUGGAAGAACCGACAACUGAAGAAUCAGGAUCAAAAAGCGAUGUGUGCUUAAAAGGCUAUCAAUCUGUAAAUCCUGAUGGUUCUAAUGAAGUUACCAAUAUUACAACUGAAGUGCAGGCUGACAGGACUGCUAGAACUGAUUCAGAUGAUGAAGCUUUGCUCCCAACAGCAGAUGUAACUUAUCAAAUGGAACAAGAACAUGACUGGCAACAGAAGGAUUUAUUAGUAUCAUCCUAUGACACCCUUAAUUCAAUAGCCAAGCCUAAUGAUAAUGAUGCUAAUAUUUCUGAACCCUUCCGUAGAAAAAUAGCGAACUUAGAUAUUGAUAAGAAGAGCCAGUUUGAUUCAGCUGAACAUACUGAACAAGAGAUAUUUACUUCUCUGUCAGUUGUGAGCAAAUCGACUGCUUUACAUUCUUGUUCUGGCUCUCGUAUUAUUUGUGCUACAGAUGAUCGAUAUUUUGCAGAAUCUGUCCCUAUCAACGAUGGUGAAUCUGAGAAGGUUGAUAUGAUUUCUGAAGCUGAAGCUAAAAACAUAUUGGAAGAAGAUAACAGAUUGUUUUCUGAAGGCGAUGGAAUUGAACAGGAUAUUACUAAUCAUUCUUCGGAAGCAAAAUGCAGCUCAUUUGAUGGGUAGGUUGCAAUGGACAUGAUUGGCGAUUCUCAACCUAAAUGAGAAUAGGUUGGAAGAGCUUACUGGUCACAAGUUUUUCGUAGAUGACUCUGGCACAUCCACGGAUGAAACCUGAUUGUUCUGUGUGAUUGCAUCCCGUUGAAAAAGUAUGCUCCAACCGACAUGGAAACUUAUAUCUCUCACAUUAUUCUCUGUGGAAAUAUGUUAUAAUACUUUCAAGAGCCUGCUCGAGUUUUUCAGUUCAAGUGGGGAUUGAUUUGUCAGAGCAUGGAACGUUGUCAGUCUAUCAUUAAUGAGAGUUGUCUUGUGCUACUGCUAUGAAUGCCCAAAGUGGAAAGAGCCUGUGAAGCUCAUAGUCUUACUCAGCUGACUACCAUUGCUCGGAAAAUAGCUCAUACUUCGAAUCAUUUGGAGAAGCAAUCUGGAGGCAGACAUUUUGCUAAAUUUGCUGUGUUUGUCGUCAUGAGGACUUAUAAUGCAUUUGACCAGUAUGAAUAUGGAACAAGGUUUGCCAUUCACUACCAGCAACUUAAGAUGGUUUCUUUGAAUUUUUAUGGGGUUUAUAUUGCCUGAAGCUACGGGCCUUGCUCUCUUUAAUGUCUACUCAACUGGAUAAGGCAACUCUUUUGGGUUAUGCCAGAGGACACCAAGCACAACCAGCAAUGGAAUAAGGAUCCGAGGCUGACCAAACGUUAUUGAGUUUCUUGAUGUCUUUGCAGUUAAGCAAUGAAGAACUUAUAUUGGCCGAAAGAGAAACCACGUUACUGUGCAGUUUUCUUCUUUGUUCAUUUUCUUUUUCUGUCUCAUACGAUCUGUUGUGUAGCUGUAAUCUGUACUCAAAAUGGCCUUUACAGAGUUGGAUGAAUGGCCUGAAUUAUACAUCUGUUGUAGGCUGCAAUCUUUGUAGUGGUUGCUCAUGCUAAUUAACCAUCUGCCCUGACCAUGUAGCGUGCUGCGUAUCCGAUCGACGAACAUAAAUGCUGAUACAGCAAAAGAUUUAUAUGCUUCUUUCACUUGAUAAUGUUGAUUUAA
This is a messenger RNA of Musa acuminata subsp. malaccensis (wild Malaysian banana), 6895 nucleotides long. RefSeq names its product increased DNA methylation 1. The record is from RefSeq and is a predicted model, not a curated record. Lineage: Eukaryota; Viridiplantae; Streptophyta; Magnoliopsida; Zingiberales; Musaceae. Gene Ontology annotation, molecular function: acyltransferase activity, transferring groups other than amino-acyl groups.